GGGCUCGACAAACAGAUGCUGUCAGAGAACUCUGAAAGCUGGCUAACAAACAAAAUCCCACAACUUCAAAGCAUUGUUGCCAUGCCAAGUCUAGCCACGUUGACACCAAGGGAGUCGCAACACCUAAACAUGGACAUUGACAAGAAAACUCUUGGAUACAGCAGUAACAGAAACUUAAAGUCUCGGCUUCAGUGGAAAUUUGCUCAACCAGCCAACACAGAGGAGCUCUGUUUUGAAGAGAUGUCCCAGUGGUCACAAUCACUAGAGAGACUUCUAUCCUCCAAAUAUGGGAUGAAAAUAUUCCAAGCCUUCUUGAAGUCUGAGUUCAGUGAUGAAAACCUGGAGUUUUGGGUGGUAUGUGAAGACUAUAAGAAGAUCAAGACUUCCUUCAGAAUGUCCUCUAGGGCCAAAAAGAUCUUCAAAUGCUAUAUUCAAGCAGAGGCUCCCAGAGAGAUCAACAUCGAUCACAAGACCAGGGAGGUGAUCAGGACAAACAUAAAGGUUCCAUCUGCAGUGUGUUUUGACGACGCCCAGAGGAUUGUCUUCGGAUUAAUGGAGAAGGACUCAUACCCACGUUUCCUAAAGUCAGACGUUUACAGGACUUUGCUGGACUCUACUUCAGAACCAAUGAGGAUGUAAAGAAAAUAUGUGGUACUGCCAUACUGUAAGCAGUUUAAAACACUGGACUAACUGAGAAGUACACCAUCUGCGUUUGGUUGAUCAAGAUCUGGGGUGACGACCAUCAGAUUUGACCCAAAACAUUCACAAAAUGCUCCUAUCUUCCUCUAGAGUUUGAGAUCUAGUUACAGAUUCUCUUUUCCAAAGAUAACUCUGUGUGAGACUUCCAGUUUGCUUGUAAAAACUUUGAAUUUAACAUUUUGAUCUCAAAUGUCUCAGGAGCAACAAUGGGUCUACUAAAAAAAAAAAAAAUCAGCUGUUGCGAAAUGAGCUGGAAAGCAAAAGACUUCCCAAAGAGACAAUGAUUGUGCAAUGAAAAUGCUGGGGACUUUUUCUGAGUGAUAGCUGAAACUAGAUGUGGCGAACACAGUUCCUUCCACCCAGAAUGAAAGUGUACUCUGGGGAUUAUCUACAGCGGCACUUCCACUCAGGUUUAUUGUUAUCGCACUAAAGCAAUAUCUAAGUAGAUGCUAUAAGAGGUUUGGACUUGUUUUAUGCACAACUUCAUGCAUGUAAAAGGUUCCGAUUCUGACGUCAGUGCAAACACACUGAGCUGAUAUAUUACAUAUAUUACAUUAUAUUAUCUGUAAUGAAAUGAUAUAAGCUAUUUGUUGUAAAUCUACUUGUGGGUGUGUAAAUGUGAAUAUUCAUAUAACAGAUCUGUGGUGUUUAAUAAAAACAUAUUUAAACCCAGA
Girardinichthys multiradiatus is the source of this 1373-nucleotide messenger RNA. RefSeq names its product regulator of G-protein signaling 13-like. The coding region runs from base 16 to 639 and encodes 207 amino acids. Lineage: Eukaryota; Metazoa; Chordata; Actinopteri; Cyprinodontiformes; Goodeidae. The transcript has 5 exons. The record is from RefSeq and is a predicted model, not a curated record.